Molecule: messenger RNA, 642 nt
Organism: Hevea brasiliensis (rubber tree)
Lineage: Eukaryota; Viridiplantae; Streptophyta; Magnoliopsida; Malpighiales; Euphorbiaceae
Exons: 1
Coding region: 1-642 (213 amino acids)
Source: RefSeq, a predicted model, not a curated record
AUGAGUAACAACCAUUCCCUACGUAGCAUACUGGAUGCUAAUAAGUUGACUGGACCAAAUUUCUUAGACUGGUAUAGAAACUUGAGAAUUGUUCUCAAGCAAGAAAAGAGGCUAUAUGUCCUUGAGCAUGCCAAACCCGGUAUUCCUCCUGUUGAUGCUCCUGAAGAGGUACUAAGUGAGUUCAUUCAUCAUACAGAUGAUGAUGAGCAAGCCACAUGUGUGAUGUUGGCUAGCAUGUCUCCUGAACUUCAAAGGCAGCAUGAGAAUAUGGAUUCUCAAACGAUCAUUUUGCAUCUCAAGGAGUUGUUUGAUUCAAAAUGCAGGAAUGAAAGGUAUGAGGUAUCAAGGGAAUUGUUCCGCUGUAAGAUGACAGAAGGAUCUUCAGUGAAUGUUCAUGUUCUGAAGAUGAUUGGCUAUAUUGAAAAAUUAGGCCAAUUGGGUUUUGUCAUGGAUCAUGAGUUAAGUAUUGACUUGGUCUUACAGUCUCUACCUCCUAGCUUCUCACAGUUCAUAAUGAACUUCAACAUGAAUCAGUUGGAAACUACAUUGCCUGGACUGUUGGGGAUGCUAACUACUGCUGAAGGGGAACUUAAGAAGAACAAGUCCCUUGUUCUUAUGGUUCAAUCUUCUAAGACCAAAUAA